AUGGAGAGCCUGCAAGACACUCUGCGGGUAGCCAACAACAGUGCCCAUACUGUUGCUGGCGAUGCUCCCACAUCCCAACAGCCACUGGCGCCCCCAGAAGAGCUAAGAGCCUCGGUCUCGGACACUGUACUCGACAAAGGCUAUCCAGCAGAAUCCACCGGUGAUCUGCCGAACGUCUAUCCAGCCUCGUCGAGAAUACACCACGAACUCGAAGACGAUGCCGCAUCCGAACCUUCCUUCCCACAAUUAUCUUACAACCCAGCGCUAUCUGCAGAGGAAAGGCUGGCGGAUGUUGUUGGUGGUGGUGUUGACGAAGAACCAACGGCUCCCUCGUUCAAUAGGUCGGGGUCGCCGGUGACUAGUACGCAAAAGAGCAAGGGAUCAUUCUAUGAGAAAGUUGGCGAGGAGGGUAUCGUGCGCAUGCACAAAUUCACGCUCUACGAAACAGCCACACGAUACUACUUGGUUGGAAUUGACCAGCUCGAUACUCGUUAUAGAGUCCUGAAGAUUGACCGGACUUCUGACUCAGAUGAUCUGAAUCUCGUGGAAGAUGACAUCGUCUACAGCAAGCAUGAGAUGAACCAACUACUUGAGACGAUCGAGGAUGGCAACAAAAGCUCCGGCGGUCUGAAACUCAGAUGUAGCGCAUGGGCACUACUUGGUUUCAUACGGUUUACUUCAGCUUACUACAUGUUACUGGUUACCAAGAGAAGCUCUGUGGCCAAUAUCGGCGGUCAUUUUAUCUAUCAAAUCGACGGCACGGAGCUAAUCCCGCUGAUAACAACCGCUUCGUCCCGUGUGAAGCUCGAAAGAAAUCCCGAGGAAGCUCGCUACAUAGGGAUAUUGAAUAAUCUCGACCUAUCUCGAUCGUUCUACUUUAGUAACUCAUACGAUAUCACACGCACCCUGCAGCGAAACAUCUCGCGAGAACGUCAAUCUCUUCAGGAAGAUCCUGAGAAACCACCCGUAUAUGAUCAUAAUUCGAUGUUUGUAUGGAACCAUCACUUACUCAGCCCCGCUGUCGCCAAUCUCAAAUCAGCCUAUGAUUGGUGUCUCCCUAUCAUACAUGGAUACGUCGAUCAGUCGGUUCUCUCGGUUUAUGGACGAUCAGUAUAUAUCACUAUCAUCGCACGCCGAUCCAGAUUUUUUGCUGGUGCGCGAUUUCUGAAACGCGGAGCCAAUGACUUAGGUUAUGUCGCCAAUGAUGUCGAGACCGAGCAGAUUGUAUCAGAAAUGACGACUACUUCCUUUCAUUCACCGGGACCUAAACUUUACGCAAACCCACGUUAUACCUCAUAUGUACAACAUCGUGGAAGUAUUCCUUUAUAUUGGACUCAAGACAGCACUGGUGUCAGUCCAAAACCCGAUAUCGAACUCAACCUUGUUGACCCUUUUUACUCGGCAGCCGCCUUGCAUUUCGACAAUCUUUUCGAACGCUAUGGGGCGCCUGUGUACGUCCUGAAUUUGAUCAAAGCGAGGGAGCGAACUCCAAGAGAAUCAAAGCUACUCAAAGAGUUUACCAACGCUAUAAGUUAUCUCAACCAAUUUUUACCAGAUGACAGGAAGAUAAUAUACAAGGCUUGGGAUAUGAGCCGUGCCUCCAAGAGUCGUGAUCAAAAUGUCAUUGACACAUUGGAGAACAUUGCUUCUGACGCUCUCCCCAUUACCGGGUUUUUCAAGAACGGGGAUGACAAGGAAUCGGGCCUACAGCUACAAGAUGGUGUUGUAAGAACAAAUUGCAUUGACUGCUUGGAUCGAACAAAUGCCGCUCAAUUCGUGAUUGGCAAAAGGGCACUAGGCUAUCAAUUACAUGCCCUCGGAGUGAUAGAAGGAACACAAAUCGAGUAUGAUACUGAUGCAGUCAACAUGUUUACAAAUAUGUGGCAUGACCAUGGAGACACCAUUGCCAUCCAAUAUGGUGGCUCUCACUUGGUCAACACGAUGGCGACAUACCGCAAAACAAAUCAAUGGACGAGUCAAUCCCGCGAUAUGGUCGAGAGUUUCAAGAGAUAUUACAAUAAUUCUUUCUUGGAUGCUCAACGGCAAGAGGCGUACAAUCUCUUUCUCGGAAACUACAUCUUUAGUCAGGGCCAGCCUAUGCUUUGGGACUUGUCUACAGAUUACUAUCUUCACCACGCAGACCCACGUACGUGGUCCAAACUGAGACGCCCAAAUUAUAUCACUUGGUACACACCAGAAUAUUUGAAAAGAGGCAACGAAGACACCAAAUGUCCUCCUCCUGUUGCUGCCAAAGACAACCCUUUAUCAUAUUACGAUGAUUACUGGGUGGAAUAUUAUCGUCCAACAUCAGUGACCUCGUUCGGAAAGAUAUACCCUUUAAGACUCAACUCGACGAUGAAAUAUCUUCCUUUCCGGUCCACCCAAGGUGGUCGAUAUGAUUUGAGCCCCUUUGUUGUCAGACUUCCUCCGCACGAACCAGCAAGUCGAGAGCGUGCAGCUGCUCAACAGCGACCGACAUCGUCACAUCAGAAAAAGGGAGUGACUAUCCAAGAGCCAGAGGUUUUAAACGAUCAGUCAAGUGGAACCUUUCACGGGGCUAACGUCAUGGAGCAUAUCCAUACUUGGCAACAUCAACCACCAUCUGCAGAGAAGAUGCCCCCAUCAACGGGCAUUAUGAAAGGUGUUGCAAUGAAGACGUCUCCAGAUCAGAGUUCGCGCUUCCCAUCACUCGAAUCCUCCACUCAAGUGGGCAAUAACGGGGCAGAGGCCAUCCCAAGCAAAGCGCAAAUUGCCCAGUGGACUCUUGGUCAGCUGGUAUCAGAUUCCCUGAAUCCGUCUGUCACCUCAGCCGAAGCCGAAGAAUACGAACGAUACAUUAAUCAUCCGCUCAAAGUACCUUUGGUCGUCACUUCGGAUGAUGAUCUCGGAACCACUUUGACCUUGCGAGAACAAGGCGCCAAUCUCGAGUUCUUGGAGUAUGUCAAUAAGGCUAAUGGUAUUAAUACUGGUGGGAUGCGAGACACGUAUAUUGCCGAAGAAGACUUGAAUGACUACGUCGAGUUUCUCAGCGUGAAUGAUGAAGGAUUGACAGUGGUGGCUGAGGAUUAUGAUAAGAAAAGGUAUAAGAGGUACAGGCAGUGGUUGAAGGGGAAGAGUCUCUUCAAACAAAGGGUAGAUGCGUGA
Talaromyces amestolkiae is the source of this 3144-nucleotide messenger RNA. RefSeq lists its product as uncharacterized. Gene Ontology annotation, cellular component: intracellular membrane-bounded organelle. Bases 1 to 3144 code for a protein of 1047 amino acids. NCBI's taxonomy places the organism in Eukaryota, Fungi, Ascomycota, Eurotiomycetes, Eurotiales, Trichocomaceae. Gene Ontology annotation, biological process: phosphatidylinositol dephosphorylation. Gene Ontology annotation, molecular function: phosphatidylinositol-3,5-bisphosphate 5-phosphatase activity. The transcript has a single exon. The record is from RefSeq and is a predicted model, not a curated record.